AUGUACCGAAGCCACGAUGCCACCGUUCGGCAUGAUAAAGUGUAUGCGCUGCUGGGUUUGUGUGCCGAUGACCCAAAAGCAUCUGCCUUGGAACCAAACUAUGGCCUCCCUUGGAGUGAUGCCCUCAAGAAGGGCACUACUUACAUCCUUGGAGGGAAGUGCUCGGUGCAAACAUGGCCUGACACGGAUAUAGCAGUGAUAAAAGGCAAGGGAUGGAUAUUGGGCUAUAUCGCGCAGGUUCGACCGAGGAGUUCUGAAGAUGACCAAGCGUAUGUCAGCAUUCAAUUUAAUCAUACUGCUGAAUGGAGCUCCUGA
Aspergillus oryzae RIB40 is the source of this 315-nucleotide messenger RNA. RefSeq lists its product as uncharacterized. Bases 1 to 315 code for a protein of 104 amino acids. The record is from RefSeq and is a predicted model, not a curated record. The transcript is spliced from 2 exons. Lineage: Eukaryota; Fungi; Ascomycota; Eurotiomycetes; Eurotiales; Aspergillaceae.